This is a messenger RNA of Huiozyma naganishii CBS 8797, 4518 nucleotides long. RefSeq names its product ATP-binding cassette multidrug transporter PDR12 (gene PDR12). Gene Ontology annotation, cellular component: membrane. The record is from RefSeq and is a predicted model, not a curated record. NCBI's taxonomy places the organism in Eukaryota, Fungi, Ascomycota, Saccharomycetes, Saccharomycetales, Saccharomycetaceae. The coding region runs from base 1 to 4518 and encodes 1505 amino acids. The transcript has a single exon. Gene Ontology annotation, biological process: transmembrane transport. Gene Ontology annotation, molecular function: ATP binding; ABC-type transporter activity; ATP hydrolysis activity.
AUGUCAUCUCUGGAGGAUAAAGACGUCUCGUCGAAAUCUAACGGCGAUGACUUGCACUCGUACGCGGAGUCGAUCCAAUCGUUCGAAAACUCACCGGAUGAACAACUUAACGUCACUGCACAGCUCACUAAAUCCAUUUCUAAGAUCCUGUCCAAUGACGUCGGGGCUCACAGACUGGAGUCCCUAGCAAAAGUCAUCUCAACAAAGACUAAACGUGAGAUGGAUUCCUUUGAGGUCAACGAGUUGGAUUUCGACCUUAGGGCACUGCUGAACUACUUACGUUCGAGACAACUAGAACAGGGGAUCGAGCCCGGGGAUUCAGGUGUCGCGUUCAAAAAUGUUACCUCUGUCGGGGUGGACGCCUCGGCUGCGUUCGGACCCUCCGUCGAGGAAAUGGCUAGAGAUAUCGUCACUUGGCCCGCUAGAUUGGUCCGCAAGCUCAGGAAACAGAAGGGCACGCCAGUGAGGAACAUUAUCCAGAACUGUACUGGGGUAGUCGAAUCUGGUGAGAUGCUUUUCGUCGUCGGCAGACCCGGUGCAGGUUGUUCCACUUUGCUAAAGACUCUCUCUGGUGAAACUGACAAUUUCGUCUCUGUCGAGGGGGAAUUCAGUUACGAUGGACUUGACCAACAGGAGAUGAUGAAGAACUACAAGGGUUACGUCAUUUACUGCCCGGAAUUGGACUUUCAUUUCCCCAAGAUCACUGUCAAGGAGACUAUAGAUUUCGCCCUAAAAUGUAAGACACCAAGAGUCAGAAUCGAUAACAUGACUAGAAAAGAAUACGUCGAUAACAUCAGGGACAUGUGGUGUACUGUCUUUGGUCUUCGCCACACGUACGCGACAAAAGUCGGGAACGAUUUCGUAAGAGGUGUCUCCGGUGGGGAGAGAAAGAGAGUCUCCCUUGUCGAGGCACAGGCUAUGGGUGCGUCGAUUUACUCUUGGGAUAACGCCACUAGAGGGCUUGACGCCUCGACUGCUUUGGAGUUUGCACAGGCUAUCAGAACCGCAACUAACAUGGUCAAUAACUCUGCUAUCGUCGCUAUUUACCAAGCUGGGGAAAACAUCUACCAAUUGUUCGACAAAGCUACCGUCCUCUACAACGGUAAACAGAUCUUUUUUGGUCACGCAGACAAGGCGGUCGAUUACUUUCAAAGAAUGGGGUGGGUUAAACCAAACAGAAUGACCUCCGCGGAGUUCUUGACCUCAGUCACUGUCGACUUCGAAAACAGAACUUUGGACAUCAAACCGGGCUACGAGGAUAAAGUCCCCAAAUCGGGAGCUGAGUUCGAACAAUACUGGUUACAAUCCCCAGAGUACCAACAGGUCUUACAAGAAUACGACGAAUACGUCGCGAGACACCAUCCAGAGGAGACUAGAGAUAGAAUGCAGGUCGCCAAAAAACAGAGACUGCAAGCUGGGCAACGCCAGAACUCACAGUACACGGUCAACUACUGGACACAGGUCUACUACUGUAUGAUCCGUGGGUUCCAAAGAGUGAAGGGUGACUCAACUUACACCAAAGUUUACCUCUCCUCUUUCUUGAUCAAGGGUCUCGUCGUCGGUUCCAUGUUCCACAAAAUUGACGACAAAAGUCAGUCCACUACAAAGGGUGCAUACUCUCGUGGUGGGUUGCUAUUCUACGUUUUGCUUUUCGCCUCCGUGACAUCGCUAGCUGAAAUCGGUAACUCCUUCGCCAAUAGACCAAUUGUCGUGAAGCACAAAUCCUAUUCGAUGUACCACAUCUCUGCAGAGUCCCUGCAAGAAAUUAUCACCGAGUUCCCCACUAAAUUCGUCGCCAUUUUGAUUCUGUCGCUAGUCACCUACUGGAUCCCAGUUUUGAAGUACCAAGCUGGGGCAUUCUUCCAGUACCUGCUUUACCUGUUAACUGUCCAACAAUGUACCUCCUUCAUCUUCAAAUUUGUCGCUACGCUAACCACUGACGGUGUCACGGCACACGCACUAGGUGGCCUAUGGGUUUUGAUCCUUUGUAUUUACACCGGGUUUGUGUUGCCCAUUGGUGAAAUGCACCACUGGAUCAAGUGGAUUCAUUUCUUGGACCCAUUGACUUACGCCUUUGAGAGCUUGAUGGCUACAGAAUUCCAUGGGAGACAAAUGAAGUGCAGCAACAUGGUCCCCAAUGGACCCGGGUACGAAGGUGUCGCCCUCAUGAACCAAAUCUGUGAUACUGCCGGUGCUGUCAAGGGUACCUUGUUUGUCUCCGGUGACGCUUACAUUGAUAAGAUGUACCAUUUCGCUUACAAACAUGUCUGGAGAAACUGGGGGGUAAACAUCGUCUGGACCUUUGGUUACAUUGUCGCUAACGUUCUGCUUUCUGAAUUUUUGAAACCAUUGCAAGGUGGUGGUGAUUUGCUGCUUUACAAGAGGGGACACAUGCCUGAAUUGGGUACCGAAAACGUCGAUGCUAAGACUGCCUCCAGAGAGGAAAUGAUGGAAGCGCUGAACGGUCCAAGUGUGGACUUGGAGAAAGUCAUCGCAGAAAAGGACGUGUUCACUUGGAAUAACUUGGACUACACAAUCCCAUACGAUGGUGCAACAAGAAAAUUGCUAUCUGACGUCUUUGGGUACGUGAAACCUGGUAAGAUGACUGCUUUGAUGGGUGAAUCUGGUGCUGGUAAGACUACUCUGCUAAACGUUUUGGCUCAAAGAAUCAACAUGGGUGUGAUCACGGGUGAUAUGCUUGUCAAUGGUAAGGAUCUUCCAGCCUCCUUCAACAGAUCAUGUGGGUACGUCGCUCAGGCUGAUAACCAUAUGGCCGAACUUUCCGUUAGAGAAUCUUUGAGAUUCGCCGCUGCUUUGAGACAACCAAGUUCCGUCCCACUAGAGGAAAAAUACGAGUACGUGGAGAAGAUUAUCAUGCUGCUAGGUAUGCAAAACUACGCUGAGGCUUUGGUUGGUAAAACAGGAAGAGGUCUUAAUGUUGAACAAAGAAAGAAGUUGUCUAUUGGUGUCGAACUUGUGGCCAAACCUUCUUUACUGUUGUUUUUGGACGAACCUACAUCCGGUCUGGAUUCCCAAUCCGCUUGGUCUAUUGUGCAAUUCAUGAGAGCGUUGGCCGACUCUGGUCAAUCCAUCCUGUGUACCAUUCAUCAACCUUCGGCCACCCUAUUCGAACAGUUUGACAGAUUGCUUCUAUUGAAGAAAGGUGGUAAAAUGGUCUACUUCGGUGACAUUGGUGAAAACUCUCGCUCCUUGUUGAAUUAUUUCGAACGUCAAUCUGGUGUCAAAUGUGGUAUCUCAGAGAAUCCUGCUGAAUACAUUUUGGAUUGUAUCGGUGCUGGUGCUACUGCUACGGCUGCUGCUGACUGGCAUGAUCUAUGGUUGGCGUCUCCUGAAUGUGCUGCUGCUAGGGCUGAGGUCGAAGAAUUACACCGUACACUGCCAAGCAAACCUGUUAGCGAUGAUCCUGAACUAGCUACUACUUUUGCUGCCUCGUUCUUGACUCAAAUGAAAUGGGUUCUGCACAGAACCAACUUACAGUUUUGGAGGUCCCCUGUCUACAUUAGAGCAAAGUUCAUGGAAUGUGCUUCCUGUGCGCUGUUCAUUGGUUUAUCGUACAUUAGAGUCAACAACUCUGUUGGUGGUGCUUCGCUUGCGUUCUCUUCCACUUUCAUGAUUCUGAUUAUUUCUUUGGCUAUGAUUAACCAGCUGCAUGUUUUCGCUCACGAUUCUAGAGAUCUUUACGAGGUUAGAGAAGCCGCCUCCAAUACUUUCCAUUGGAGUGUUUUGUUGCUAUCUCAUACUACGAUUGAAACUAUGUGGUCAAUGACUUGUCAAUUUGUCUGUUGGUUCUGCUACUAUUGGCCCGCAGGAUAUAGCGGUCGUGCUCCUCAGGCUGGGUACUUCUUCUUCUUCUACGUUCUGGUUUUCCCUAUUUACUUCGUCACCUACGGUCUAUGGAUUCUGUACAUGUCCCCAGAUGUUCCAUCUGCAUCUAUGAUCAACUCCAACCUGUUUGCUGCCAUGUUGCUAUUCUGUGGUAUUUUACAAUUGAAGGACAUGUCUCCUCGUUUCUGGAUUUUCAUGUACCGUUUGUCGCCACUAACGUACGUCGUCCAAUCCUUGGUUGCUCCAGCGGUCCACAAUAAGCAUGUCAGAUGCGGGCCCAACGAAUUCCUAACGAUGGAUCCUCCACAGGGAGAAGACUGCCAGUCAUAUCUGUCACAAUACAUGAGUAUCAACGGCGGGUAUCUAGAAAAUGCAAACGCCACUGCGAACUGUAACUACUGCCCAUACACUUUCCAAGACCAAGUUGUCGAGAAAUUCGACGUGAAAUGGCAAUACAGAUGGAGAAACUUCGGUUUUAUGUGGGCGUACAUUUGUUUCAAUAUUACUGCGAUGUUGGCUUGUUACUACAUCAUGAGAGUCAAGGUUUGGAGCUUGAAGUCUGUUUUGGACUUUAAGAAAUGGUUCAAUGGUCCAAGAAAAGAAAGACACGAAAAGGAGAGUGGUGUUUUCAAAGCCACCGAACAGGACAAGCAAAACGUUACUAAAGGGUAA